This is a messenger RNA of Staurois parvus, 3111 nucleotides long. The record is from the annotation of a GenBank genome assembly. NCBI's taxonomy places the organism in Eukaryota, Metazoa, Chordata, Amphibia, Anura, Ranidae.
AGGUGGACUCGAAGAGAGGAAGCUGAUUUUUACCGGGUUGUCUCUACAUUUGGCGUGGUGUUUGAUCCAGGAAGGGGUCAGUUUGAUUGGACAAAGUUUCGAGCAAUGGCCAGACUACAUAAGAAAACAGAUGAAAGUCUUGAAAAAUAUCUUUAUGCCUUUAUAGCAAUGUGUCGGAGGGUGUGUCGGUUGCCUUCUAAAGAAGACAUGGCAGACACAUCAGUAUCAAUCCAGCCAAUCACAGAGGAGAGAGCCUCCAGAACUCUGUACCGUAUUGAGCUUUUGAGGAAGGUUCGGGAGCAGGCUAUACGUCAUCCACAGCUGUUUGAGCGCUUAAAACUAUGCCAACCAAACCCUGACUUGCCUGCGUGGUGGGAAUGUGGUACACAUGAUAGGGAUUUGUUAAUCGGAGCUGCUAAACAUGGUGUAAGCAGGACAGACUAUCACAUUUUGCGGGAUCCCGAGCUUUCCUUUAUGGCAUCUCAAAAGAACUACAGCCAGAAUAAAGGAACCUCUUCUGCUUCUCUUAUAAUUCCACCAAACCAGCUGCCAUUAUCAUCCUCACCUCUUACUCCUCAAUCAAGAACGCAUGAACUAAAGGGGAGUCCUAAUGAGGAGGUUAAACUUAAAGAUGAUGCUGGAAAGGAGGAUAUUGCAAUGUUAGAGGAAGAACCUAUGAAAAUGAAAGAAGAGGCACUAAACCUUGUCAAUGGCCCACUGACUCAUACUGGAGAAUCUAAGCCACCUGUCAAGUCAGAGACAGACAGACGCAUGGUGGCAGCAAGGACAGAGCCACUUACGCCUAACCUAACUUCCAAAAAACAAAGAAUUGGCAAACUAGGUUCAGCCUCGAGUUCAGACUCCGAUUCAGAUUCAAACCGAUCCUCAUGCUCGUCCAGAUCUUCCUCUUCCUCAUCUUCCUCCUCUUCGUCUUGCUCACACUCAGGAUCCAGUUCUUCCUCAUCUUCUUCCUCCUCCUCCUGCUCCUCCUCUUCCUCUUCGUCUUCCUCCUCCUCUUCAUCUUCAUCAUCUUCAUCCGAGGAUAGUGACAGCGAUGAUGGAGAUGGACAGAAAUGCGAUCGAUUGCCUCAUGUGAAGGCAUAUGAUGAAGAGAGUGUAGCCUCUCUAAGCACCAUACAGGAUGAAACUCAGGACAGCUUUCAACUGGACAAUGGAAUCUCAAGCUCAAACUGUCUCAUCCAAGGGGGAUAUAUGUUUGCAGCUGCCCACUGGCCAAAGGAUCGUGUAAUAAUUAACAGAUUGGACAGCAUUUGCCAAGCAGUAUUGAAAGGAAAAUGGCCUACACCACGAAAAACCUAUGAUGGCGUCCGUGUGGUGACCUUCUACACUAAUCAACUGCUAGAUAGCCCUGGGGCUGCCACAGAAUACAGUGAAUCGGGUGUACAGCCAUCCGCCUGUGUGGCAAUCAAAGCCGAACCCUGUCAAUCACCACAGAUGUCAAAGGUGAAGAAGCAUGUACCAGAAAAGGAGUUUACAGUGAAAAUCAAUGACGAAAGUGGCUUAAAGCUGACAUUUCAGAAACAAGGGAUUCCUCAGAAGAGGCCUUUGGACGGUGAAGAGGCAAUGGGACAGCAGCAGUAUUUGGCUCGACUUCAGGAUCUUCAGAAUGCCUCUGAGGCCAGUCUUGUAACCUUUCCAAAACCCUUGGCAGCUUCAGGUACUUCUAAUAUACUGCCAACUUCUGGUUUGAAUGGUAUGACAUCAGAUGCUCAGCCAACCGUCAAAAAAAGAAGAGGCAGGAGGAAGAAUGUAGAGGGAGUUGAUAUCCUGUUUAUGAACCGAAAUAAGAUGCUAAAUCACCUGGAUCCUUCCUUAUCUCAGCCUUUACCUGGCCCUCAGGUGAUUCCAGGAGCACUGGACGCAGACAGCCCUGUCCCUGUCAUUAACCUAAAGGAUGGCACAAGGCUAGCAGGAGAUGAUGCACCAAAACGAAGGGAUCUAGAGAGCUGGCUUAAAGCACAUCCUGGUUAUGUAGAAGACCGGGGGGCUUUUAUACCCAGGAUGCAGCUUCAUGAUGGUAGACCCAAACAGAAGAGGCACCGAUGUCGAAAUCCCAAUAAGCUGGAUGUGAACAGCCUUACUGGAGAUGAACGUGUUCAGCUCAUCAAUAAGAGAAACGCCAGGAAGGUUGGGGGAGCAUUUGCCCCUCCCCUUAAAGAUCUGUGCCGAUUCCUGAAGGAAAAUCCAGAGUACGGAGUGGCUCCAGAGUGGGGAGACGUUGUAAAACAAUCUGGUUUUCUCCCAGAUAGUAUGUUUGACCGUGUCCUAACUGGCCCUGUGGUGCGUGAGGAAGUGAGCAGGAGAGGCAGAAGGCCAAAAAGUGAAAUUGCCAAGGCAGCAGCAGCCACAGCAUCUGGCAACUCUGUGAACGUCAGCCCUUUGCUAGCGAAUGGCCUUAUCCCAGGCAUGGAUAUUUCCAGCUACCGGGCUUUACAGCAGAACUUCCAAAGUCUUCAGUCUUUGCAGCUAACAGCUGGAUUAAUUGGUUUGCCUGCAGGGCUCUCUGCUUCUAGUGGAGAUGCCAAAAAUAUGGCUGCCAUGUUCCCAAUGCUGCUGGCUGGGUUACCCAAUCUUUUGGGUAUGGGAAAUCUAUUGAACAAGUCACCAGAUCCUAGUGCCAAGGAGAAAGAGAAGAACUGUACAGAUGAAUGCAAAGAUGCUGAAAAUGGCAAAGAAAGGACGAUGUCCCCAUCCAGUGAAAAAUCCAGGCAGAACUCAAGCCCUCCUUCCACAUCUUUGGGAACUGCAGUACAAGCAGGUUCCUUAUCUAUCAACCCACUGCUGUUACCCAAUAUACUCUACCCAGGGAUGCUUCUCACUCCAGGCCUUAAUCUUCACAUCCCAACUGUGCCCCAACCGAACGUUUUUGAUGUACAGAAUACUAGCAAAGAUGCUGGUCCAGUAGUGGCCCCAGAUUCCACAGCAGAACCACCUCCUGCUCCCAGCCAGGAAGAAAAAGUGAAGAAUGAGGGUGGCUCUCAAAAUGAGAACAGCACAGAUGACUGUUCUGAGAAGGCAGAACCUUCCUCAGGAUCAAAUAGCCCCUCUUCUUCCUCGUCUGAGGACUCUGAUUCUUCGGAGGAAGACUAA